Molecule: messenger RNA, 6726 nt
Organism: Gallus gallus (chicken)
Lineage: Eukaryota; Metazoa; Chordata; Aves; Galliformes; Phasianidae
Gene: SLC7A1
Product: solute carrier family 7 member 1
Exons: 13
Coding region: 406-2280 (624 amino acids)
Biological process (GO): transmembrane transport; amino acid transport
Cellular component (GO): plasma membrane
Molecular function (GO): amino acid transmembrane transporter activity
Source: RefSeq, marked validated
GGAGCCCGAUCUGUAAAGCGGUGGUUCGGAGCGGGCGCUGCUAUGGCUGUCCGGGCAGCCUGCCGCGCCUCCUCGCCUGACGCGUGAGCCCGAGUCCGGCGAGGGGCCGGGGAUUCAAAUUCUUGUCUUGAGGAGCUGUUGGAGCUGGAGUUUCCAUAGCUGCCUGUUAACCUGAGCCCUUCAGGAGCCGGUGAAGGCUUCCCAUCUCACCUCAGAUGGCAUACACUUACACCCUGAGGUACCUGUCUCUGCCUGUUGAUUACAGGGAGUUGUGAGAUGGUACCUUAACCCAAACACCUGCUUGGUGCUGGCUGACGCUAGUUGGGAUAGCAGUCCCUCAUAACCUGGAUGGCAUGUGAAGAAAUGCAAGGAUACCCCCAAGAAAACUUGUGCCCAAAGACAACGAUGGAGUGCCAGAAAUUUAUCAAGUUUGGGAACCAGCUCCUUCGCCGGAAAAAUGUGGACUGCACUCGAGAAGACAGCCGGCUCUCACGGUGCCUCAACACCUUUGACUUGGUGGCCCUGGGCGUGGGCAGCACUCUGGGGGCAGGUGUCUAUGUACUGGCUGGGGCUGUGGCACGGGUGAACGCAGGACCUGCCAUCGUCAUCUCCUUCUUGAUCGCUGCCUUGGCUUCCGUGCUGGCCGGACUCUGCUACGGAGAAUUCGGUGCUCGUGUUCCUAAGACGGGAUCGGCUUAUCUGUACAGUUAUGUGACUGUUGGCGAGCUGUGGGCCUUCAUUACGGGGUGGAAUUUAAUCCUCUCCUACGUUAUCGGAACCUCCAGUGUGGCCAGAGCCUGGAGCGCCACGUUCGAUGAAAUCAUAGGUGGGCACAUUGAAGACUUUUGUAAAAGAUACAUGACAAUGAACGCUCCGGGAGUGCUGGCAAAAUACCCAGACAUCUUCGCUGUGGUGAUCAUCAUCAUCUUAACAGGGCUUUUAACUUUUGGUGUGAAGGAAUCUGCCCUGGUGAACAAAGUGUUCACCUGCAUCAACAUCCUCGUCAUCGGCUUCGUCGUGGUCUCUGGCUUCGUGAAAGGAUCUGUUAAAAACUGGCAGUUGACUGAACGGGACAUUUACAAUACCAGCCCUGGCAUUCAUGGAGACAAUCAAACACAGGGAGAAAAGCUCUAUGGUGUUGGAGGGUUUAUGCCCUAUGGAUUGAAAGGAGUCCUCUCAGGGGCAGCCACAUGUUUUUAUGCUUUCGUGGGAUUUGACUGUAUUGCUACAACAGGUGAGGAGGUGAAAAACCCUCAGAAGGCCAUUCCUAUUGGCAUCGUGGCAUCUCUGCUCAUCUGCUUUGUGGCUUAUUUUGGUGUGUCAGCUGCCCUGACACUCAUGAUGCCUUACUACCAGCUGGAUACCAACAGCCCAUUACCCAAUGCCUUUAAGUAUGUAGGUUGGGAUGGAGCCAAUUAUGCAGUGGCAGUGGGUUCCCUAUGUGCACUUUCUACGAGUCUCCUUGGCUCCAUGUUUCCAAUGCCUCGAAUAAUUUAUGCUAUGGCAGAAGAUGGACUUCUCUUUAAAUUUUUGGCGAAAGUCAAUGACAAGAGGAAAACUCCAGUAAUUGCAACAGUGACAUCAGGAGCCGUUGCAGCUAUUAUGGCCUUCCUCUUCGACUUGAAAGACCUUGUGGAUCUCAUGUCUAUUGGGACCCUCCUGGCUUACUCGUUGGUGGCAGCCUGCGUAUUGGUAUUGAGGUAUCAGCCAGAGCAGCCUAAUUUGGCAUACCAGAUGGCUCGAACAACAGAGGAGACAGAUAACAAUGAGUCUGUGAGCACAAGUGAGUCUCAGACUGGGUUUCUGCCAGAGGAAGAGGAGAAAUGUUCCCUCAAAGCCAUACUGUGUCCCCCAAAUUCAGACCCUUCCAAGUUCUCUGGCUUGGUGGUGAACAUCUCCACCUGCAUCAUUGGUUUCCUUAUCGUGGGCAGCUGUGUCUUGACUACCCUCAAGCCAAGCACGCUGAUAAAGGCAGUAUGGAUUAUUGCUGCAAUCCUUGUUCUCAUUAUCAGCUUCAUUGUAUGGAAACAGCCUGAAAGCAAAACUAAGCUUUCCUUUAAGGUACCUCUUCUGCCCCUUCUUCCUAUUGUGAGUAUUUUUGUGAAUGUUUACCUCAUGAUGCAGCUAGACCUAGGCACAUGGAUACGGUUUGCAGUCUGGAUGCUCAUAGGCUUUAUCAUCUACUUCUCCUAUGGAAUAUGGCACAGCGUGGAAGCUGCAUACGCAGCAUCAGCAGACACGGAGAGAAGCAUGGACACUGCCUCAGACAGCUGCAAAUGACCACGGGUGUAGCUCAUGGGCAACCGGGGACCGCUGCAGCGAAGGCAGCUGUGCCAUGGGGCUCCUGAAGUGUUGCAUCUGGUUAAUCAGUACUGCAGCAAGAAGGAAGCGCAGUGUGGGAAUCCCCAGGCCUGUUGCUGCAGCUUGCAGUUUGCUUAGUAGCGCAGUUAGAAGGGAUCACAAGGAAAAAAAGCUGCCCCACUGGCUGCUCCCAGCAAUGCUGUCAGCUGGUCCGGGGCCAUGCACUCUCCCUUCUCCCUCCUGUUGUUUUGUUUUGUUUUGUUUUUCAAUGUCUAGAAAGAAAACUGCUUCUGUGUGCCAGUUAACCUGAAAUGCUGCUAUGAAACCAGGCCUCACAGAGGUCCUUCUUUCGGUAGCCCUGGGAAUGACCUCCCCACAGAUAUUCUACCUGAUAUACACAGAGCACAACUGCAGUGCUGUUGUCACGCUUAGACCAGACCCUUCCUUCACCUGAUGUGAGCUGUACCACCUAUGUAUAUACAAAGAAAAGGCUGUCGGCAAACAUGAGCUUUCACCUUGUUAAGAAGGCACCUGCAAGGUUUAUGUUCUUCAGAGCAUCGGGUUUCCUGGUUUUUAUUGCAUUUAACUUUUAACUCGGUAUUCAUGUACUUUAGAACACACCGCUACUGUGAAAUGUUGGGAGGUUUAUGGCUGCUGCUUGUCGGUUGAAUGGUCAUUUGGCAGUGUGCAGAUAAUGCAAAUGGAUGUUUCUGCUAACUUUAGGCUCAGCAGAGGGAUGUGGGGUUUAGUCAUAGAAAUAUCUGGUGCGAGUACUUGAAUGUCUUUUAAUGGCACAGGUGUCUCCAAAGAGCCUUCUACCUCUUCAGGUCAGAGCUGACCAGCAGUGGGGCUGAACCGGUGGGGUGGCAGAAGUGCUCUUGAGCCCAGCUCUAGAAAUGUGGUUGGUUGGAAGUUAGAGGAGCUGCCCCAGAGUGGGCUGUGUGAAUAGCAGAGAACAGCAUUUGGCUGUGAGUGUUUGGCAUCAGUGUGAAGCGUGUUUGUGUCCCUGGAAGGAGGAACACAGGAAGAAUCUCAAGGGCUUGAACUUCAUGUGUGAGCAGCACUUGCGUCUGUGCCGAGUGCCUCUUGGGGCAUGAGGAUGUUGUAGGCUCUCCUCCUUCCCGGUGGUCCCAUCAGAGCAGGGGGCACUCACUAGGGGCUGGCUUGCUGAGAGUUUACCUUGCAGUCCCCUGGAAGCAGGCUGCUCAGCUGCUUAACAUGGGCCUGAGCAGGGCUGUAAAUGUGCUGAGCCCCUGCUCUGAAUGCUGCCCACCCACCCCGUGCAGUACCGUGCAGCUCUCACUCCAGCAUGUACUGCUGUGGGGCCAGGGAUGCUUGUGCUGCCUGCACAGCAUGUCCCGGGCCAUGGGAGUUCUCCACCUUUGGACGUGUUGGGAAUGAGGUUGGAUGGGCCUUUGAGCAAAGAGGUCCUGUGCAAGAUGUCCCUGCCCAGCCCAAGCCAUUCUAUGAUUCUGUGGAGUUCAGAGGUGAGACCAAAGUCUGUGUUGAGCUGGGAACACAGACGUGGCCUUGGCUUUGCUGAAAGGCAGUUUCAAAAAAGAUUCUCUCAAAUAUCUCCCCAGCCAAAUCCACUGCCCCAAAGAAGGCUUGUGGAAGCGUCCCAAAGGUGGGUUGUGCCCACGCAACGCCAUUAUUUAAAUGUGCUGAAUAACAAAUGCCAAACAGAUACUGCAGAAAUCCUCUCUCCUAACCUGUGUGGGGGCUGCCCCAGGUGUCCUCCACACCUCUGCCUCCAAUGCCUGGGGCUGUUGGUCUGUUGGCCAUCACAACUCCUGCUGCUGAGGGGAAGGGCGCCUGUCCCCAACAUACUGGUGGGGACCAAGGAAGGGGCUCCAUGUGGCUUAACCAGUGACUCAGCAGGAACCUGGUGCAGCAGAAGGGGGAUCCAGGCCAUCUCCCUCAGUCAUAUUGUGGUGAGUCAUAUCUUGAAGGUUUCCAGCACAGCCUUUCUGCCCACAAGGAGUUCCAGUCUUGGCCUUCUGGCACACUGGGAGGCUCUUCUCGGGGCUGGAGCUGGGUGGAGGGAACGUGCUCAGUGUAUUGCUGUCUGGGUGUAUUUUCAGGGUGCUUUCAGGCUGGCAGAUGGCCUUGACCAUCUGCCAGUCCUUUUUUCCUUGCGCACAUACGAAGUCUUACUCAAGCAGGGAGAGAAGAGUAUCAAAAUUAAAACCCAGGAGGUUGAGAUCUAUUUUGAUUUAAACACGGGCAAAAACUCAGUGUGUGCCAUCGCCUCCUGGGAAGCACUGAGGAUGUGACAGGAUGAGGAAAAAGUGGAAAAUGGAAACUCAGAGGGUGUGGAAGUUUCCCAUUGUACCAAAAAUGUAAGGACCUUUUUCUUUGCCUUGGGUACCAACUCUGAGCAACUCAGACAUUCAGCACUGAUAGUAUGAGGCUGAAUUCUGAUGGAAGUGGAUUUCCAAAGAAAAUUAUCUAAAAAUAUGCAGAUUUCUUGCUGUGUUUUUUUUUAAUAAAUGUUAACUUAUUUUUGUUGUCUUCUUAGGGAUCUGUUCUGGUAUUUAUAUCCCGUAACUUUAUUUCAGCUUCUGUGGCGUGUAAUAUCAGCACGUAGGAGAAAGGGAAAGUCUGCAUUGGGCUCAUUUUCCUGCUGUUUCCUUUUCUCCCAGAAGGUUCCAUAGGAAAAUCCUUCCGUUUCGCCACGCUUUGUGUUCCAGUGUUCCAAUGAGCCAUGGCCUGUGCCAGCCCUGGGGAAGCCCCCAUGCCAGGCUGUGUGCAGGGCUCAAUGAUGUGCUCACUGCUGCCUGCUCUGCCCUGCCCUCACUGCUGCAUCCCCGCCCCGCUUGGAUUUGCAAGCUGAAAGGUAGAAAUUUGGCUGCCUGUUUCUGGGGUGAUGUUUUCAAAUGGGUGAUUUAUUGUUAUUUUUUUUUUAUAAGUUUUCAUUUGAUUAUUUUUUUUUUUGGUCUCUGCGUCCCUGCUGAUGUCUGCGUGUCCCAUAGGUCACCCCAGGUGUCUUUGGGUACAUGCAGCUGCUGCUAUCACCUCGCUCUUGUGAACAAGAUGCCUCUCCUCCAUCGAGCUCGUCUUUGUAAAUAGUUCAGCAAUUGUUUUGUUUUAUUAUGAUAAGGAUAUUUUGUACGGAUGCAUUUUGCUAGAUGGAGGGGUGGGGACUGAGAAGUGCUGCCUUUGCUUGGUGCCAGAGGAGACCCUUUUUGUGUCAGCGCGAUGACUCUGCCCAUGGGGUGGCCUCAGUUUGGCCAACCUGGAGAGGAGCUCGCUGCAGAGGAGCCACCAGCACGUGGCCCACAGCCUUUCUCAAAGGCAAACUGCUGUUACAGCAGCGCCUUUCUCACCACAAAGGCAAUUUGGUGUAAAAAUCAUAGAAUCGUGACUAGCUUUUGCAUACUUCCUUACAAACAUCAUUCUUUGGUUGCUGAAAAUCGUUGCCGGGUGGGUUCUGGCUUCAUUUCCUAUUUCUCUCAUCCCUUGGGGUGCAGUUCACCAUCCUCUUGCAUGGUAGUGGGGGUCACCCGGCCCUGGUGUGGGGCAGGGAGCAUAGCCUGGAGCCUUGUGGGUGUGUAAGGGCAGGGUUUUGCAAGGGGGGGCUCUGAACAUGGAUGCUCAGCAGCGUUCCCCCAGGCCAAACCAAACCCCGGUGGCAGUGGGCAGUGCCGUGGGCUCCCUCCAUUCCUAUUGACUCAGAGACAAAGCAGUGUUAGGGGGAAUCUCAUUUUGUAAGAUCAACUCUUCAGUGGCACUGUUCUGAUCGGUUCCACCGGGAUCUCUCCAAUUCCUCCUAGCAGAAUUUCCACCCCCAGGAAACCACCCACAAAUGAGCAUUGCUACCAUCAGCCCAAGUGAUGGCAGCAGCGUUGGGUCCCCGCACGCCUGCACCUCCACCCCAUCCCUGCUCAUGGGACCGUUCCCUCUCUGUGUCUGAGCCCCCACCCCGGCAGGGCACGGAGGGCGGCACCUCCUGGGAUGCUCUCAGGGAAUUUGCCCCCAGGCCGAGCCGUGCCCUCAGUGCUCCAUGGAGACACGGUGAGCGCGGCCAGCAAAGCGACUUUCCGGACUGAAGCCAUGGAAGAGUCUGUACAGUGUUUAUUUUUGAAUUAUGAAGCAAACUGUAUAUACCUUUCUGUUGACGGUCUAUUUUCCUAAUGGUUUCUCAGAGUUUCUUACAGGCGUGUUAAAUAGUUUUGAUGCUUGUUCUGCAAACAGAUCUAUUUUUGAUCUUUUUUUACCUUUCUUUCGGUUGGAUUUCUUUUUCCUGUGUCCGUGCAGCGCUUGAAGCCUUACAUUUGUAAAUGUGACCCCCCCCAUGCGUGUGCACAGCUCCCUUUUCUCCUGGUGCCACUGUAAAUACUUCACCACCAGAUGAAGCUUUUGGCAAUUCACUCCUCGUUAAGUGGUACAGCAUUAAAGCAUUUUUCUCAGUACUCGAAUAAA